GGAAGAAGCCGGCGCAUGCGCAGUCCAGUUCUUCGUCUCUUGUGGGAAGGGCGAGGGUAACCUCCCGGCUUCGGGGGAGACUUCGGGUCAUGGGUACCCGCUAACAGAAGCCGUCGAGUGGAGAAGGGAGCGAGGUUGUACCCCUCCCCAGGCCUGCGCCAGUCAGCCUGACCCUCGACCUUCCCGCUUGGUGCUGCCGCCACCGCUGUCGGCUGAGGAGGGAAGAUGAGUUGGUUCAACGCCUCCCAGCUCUCCAGCUUCGCUAAGCAGGCCUUGUCUCAGGCCCAGAAGUCCAUCGACAGAGUCCUAGACAUCCAGGAAGAGGAGCCGAGCGCCUGGGCGGAGACCAUUCCUUACGGAGAGCCGGUUCCUCUUGGACAGUUCCACACUACUUCCUCUCUUGAAGGCCCAAAGUUAACCCAUGAACUAAUUAAUUAUGUGGUCGAAGAAGUAAGUCCCCCUGUCAGUGGAGGAUGGGAUACUUCAACCUGGGGGUUAAAAUCAAAGACCGAACCUCAGAGUCAACCAGUAACCUCUCCUAAAGCAAUUACAAAGCCAGUUCAGAGAACUGUGGUAGAUGAAUCUGAAACUUUCUUCAGUGCCUUUCUCUCUCCAACGGAUGUACAGACCAUUCAGAAGAGCCCAGUGGUAUCAAAACCGCCAGCUAAAUCACAGAGACUAGAAGAAGAAGUGAAAAACACCUUACAGGGAUCCUUGCACACAGGACAGUCAAGAAGAACAGAAACAACUGAGUCACAAGUAAAAGACCCUUCUCUUUGUGUAUCAUCUGGGGAAACUCUGGCAGUAGAUACUCUGUCAUCUAAAACUGAAGGCAAACAUGAAGAAACUGUUAAUAAAGAAUCUGAUAUAAAGAUGCCAACCAUAAGUUUGAAAGUAUCUGAGAGUGUAAUUAAUGUGAAAACGACUGGAGAAAAUGUAUCUAAUAUGUCUACACAGUCUCCUACAGCAGAAACAAAGGAUGUGGCUUCUGAACCUAAGGAACAAAAACAUGAAGACAGACAGAGCAAUACACCUUCUCCUCCUGUUAGUACCUUCUCAUCAGGUACUUCUACCACCAGUGAUAUUGAAGUUUUAGAUCAUGAAAGUGUAAUAAGUGAGAGCUCAGCAAGUUCGAGACAAGAGAAUACGGAUUCAAAAUCAAGUCUUCACUUAAUGCAGACAUCUUUUCAGCUUCUCUCAGCAUCUGCUUGUCCUGAAUAUAAUCGUUUAGAUGAUUUCCAAAAACUCACUGAAAGUUGCUGUUCUUCUGAUGCUUUUGAAAGAAUAGACUCGUUUAGUGUACAGUCAUUAGAUAGCCGAAGUGUAAGUGAAAUCAAUUCAGAUGAUGAAUUGUCAAGCAAGGGAUAUGCUUUAGUACCUAUUAUAGUUUCAACUCCAAAGACUAAAAUAGUUGAAUCUGUUGAAGGAAAAUCUGAGCAAGAAGUAAAUGAAACAUUAAUAAUACCCACUGAAGAAACCGAAAUGGAAGAAAGUGGACGAAGUGCAACUCCUGUUAAUUGUGAACAGCCUGAUAUCUUGUUUCCUUCUACACCAAUAAAUGAAGGACAUACUGUCUUAGAAAAGGUGACUGAGCAGUGCAAAGCUACUGAAAGUCAGCCAGAAGCACUUUUUGGGAAGGAAGAUGUUUGCAAGAGACUUGAAUUUCUGAAUGAGAAACUCGAUAAAAGGGAAGCUCAGUUAUUAUCUCUUAGUAAAGAAAAAGCGCUUCUAGAAGAAGCUUAUGAUAAUCUGAAAGAUGAAAUGUUCAGAGUGAAAGAAGAAAGCAGCAGCAUUUCUUCCUUGAAAGAUGAGUUUACUCAAAGAAUUGCAGAAGCGGAAAAGAAAGUUCAGCUAGCCUGCAAAGAGAGAGAUGCUGCUAAAAAGGAAAUCAAAAGUAUAAAAGAAGAACUUGCGACUAGAUUAAAUAGCAGUGAAACUGCAGACCUACUGAAAGAGAAAGAUGAGCAGAUCCAAGGGUUAAUGGAAGAAGGAGAAAAACUUUCAAAACAGCAGCUGCAUAGUUCUAACAUCAUUAAGAAAUUAAGAGCUAAAGACAAAGAAAAUGAAAAUGUUAUUGCAAAGCUGAACAAAAAAGUUAAAGAGCUAGAAGAAGAGUUACAACAUUUAAAACAGGUCCUUGAUGGCAAAGAAGAGGUCGAGAAACAACAUAGAGAAAAUAUUAAAAAACUGAAUUCUGUGGUUGAACGCCAAGAGAAGGAUCUUGGCCGACUUCAAGUAGACGUAGAUGAACUUGAAGAAAAGAACAGAAGUAUUCAGGCUGCUCUUGAUAGUGCAUACAAAGAACUUACUGAUCUCCACAAAGCCAAUGCUGCAAAGGAUAGUGAGGCACAGGAAGCUGCUCUAAGUCGUGAAAUGAAAGCUAAAGAAGAACUUUCUGCAGCACUAGAGAAGGUCCAAGAAGAAGCCCGUCAGCAGCAAGAAACAUUAGCCAUUCAAGUGCAGGACCUUAGGCUGGCACUGCAACGUGCAGAACAAGCAGCUGCCAGAAAAGAGGAUUAUUUACGCCAUGAGAUCAGUGAACUCCAGCAGAGACUCCAGGAAGCGGAGAAUCGAAACCAGGAAUUGAGUCAAAGUGUUUCAUCAACAACAAGACCAUUGCUUCGACAGAUAGAAAAUUUGCAAGCAACUCUAGGGUCCCAGACGUCGUCGUGGGAGAAGUUAGAGAAGACUCUUUCUGAUAGGCUUGGUGAAUCUCAGACCCUGCUGGCAGCAGCAGUUGAAAGAGAACGUGCAGCUACAGAAGAACUCCUUGCCAACAAAAUUCAAAUGUCUUCCAUAGAGUCACAGAAUUCUCUCUUAAGACAGGAAAACAGUAGAUUUCAGGCCCAGGUAGAAUCAGAGAAAAAUAGGCUAAGAAAACUGGAAGAUGAAAAUAAUAGAUACCAGGUUGAAUUAGAAAACCUAAAAGAUGAAUAUGUAAGAACACUUGAAGAGACAAGGAAAGAAAAGACACUGUUGAAUAGUCAGUUAGAAAUGGAGAAAAUGAAAGUUGAACAAGAAAAGAAGAAAGCAAUUUUUACUCAAGAAGCAAUAAAAGAAAAGGAACGGAAGCCAUUUUCUGUUUCUAGCACUCCCACAAUGUCACGCUCAAGUUCAAUAAGUGGAGUUGAGAUGGCAGGGCUACAAACAUCUUUUCUGUCUCAGGAUGAGCCUCAUGAUCACUCUUUUGGACCAAUGUCCAUAUCAGCAAAUGGAAGCAAUCUUUAUGAUGCUGUAAGGAUGGGAGCAGGAUCAAGCAUUAUUGAAAAUCUCCAGUCUCAGCUAAAACUAAGGGAAGGAGAAAUUACUCAUUUACAGCUAGAAAUUGGCAAUCUAGAAAAAACACGCUCAAUAAUGGCUGAAGAGCUAGUUAAAUUAACAAAUCAAAAUGAUGAACUUGAAGAGAAAGUGAAGGAGAUACCCAAACUUCGAACUCAGCUAAGAGAUUUGGAUCAAAGAUACAACACUAUUCUGCAGAUGUAUGGAGAAAAAGCAGAAGAGGCAGAAGAACUUCGAUUAGAUCUUGAAGAUGUAAAAAAUAUGUAUAAGACUCAAAUAGAUGAACUUUUAAGACAAAGACUUAGUUAACAUCUGAAAAUUACAUUCCCAUCAAACUGAAUGUAAACAUUUAAUAGCUAAAUGCAGACUACUAAUAAAUUCUCUUAUAGAAUUUGAAAGUGGAAUUUACUUUAGAGUGCAAAAAUUGAAAGUUUUAUAGUAUAUAGUAGCAAUAUUUGCAGUUAAAUUAUUUUGUGCAAUAUUUGAACUUUAUUUUUGAAACUGUCUUUAAAGAAUUAUUUUUAAAGCAUUUUUUUUGCCUUGAAUAGCACAAUACUUUACCCUUAUAUCAAUAUGGUUAGGGAAGGAGAAUGGUGUUCGUAUAUUAUAUUACAGAUAAAUAAUUAAUUCUAGCUAUAAUUUAUAUAUGUUUAUAUGUAUGGAGAACAUUUAAUGAGUGAUUUUAACAUUGAAACUUUGAAAUUUUUCACGCUUAAAUCUUAAUUUCUAAUUACAACUCAUGAAAAUGGACAAUAAGUGUUCAAGUAAAAAAUUAUUAAACCUCUGGUUAUUAAAUUUUGAACUAAGAAAUCGCACUGACACUGUCUGAGGUUUAAAGGGUAAAUAAUUUAAAUUAAAAAAUUUUUCUGCUCGGAACGUUUAUUUCACUCAGAUUUUACAAUUAAGCCUAUACAAAUUUUACCUAUCUGCAAAGAGCUGUAGCUAUUCAGAGUUAUCUAGGCAUGAUUGAAUAAUGGAAAAAUUUUACUAAUAAUGAUCUUGUGAUGAUAUCAGUAAUAUUUAAGUGAUUUAUCUUAUAAAAUGAAUCGGAGUAAUAAAAUUAUUAACCUAAUUUUCUCUUUAAAAAUUAAUCAUUCAUAUUUUGUAAAGCCUUAUUUUUGACACAUUAAAAAUGAAUGUUUGAUAUUACAGAAAAUUCAUGACAAAAUGAGAAAUUAUAGGAGUUAACUUUAAAUUUGACAUUUGCAAUUCUGUGUAAUUUAUCAUGUUUUUUCCUUGAAACUUUAAACACAAAAAUAGUGCAGAAUAGCUUUAAAAAAUAGCUAUGUCUUUCUCCAAAUGUUAUUUUGUUCAAAAGUUAACCAGGCUAUGUUUUAGACUUGUGAAAUAUUUUAAUACAUUUUAUUACUAAAAGUCAUUUAGCUGCCUUUACUUGCAAAUAAAAACCUUCAUUUAAUUUUUUGUUAAAUUUUAAACACUAGAACUUAGAAAUAUAGCUAUAAGUAAGCCAUGUUGAAGAAUUCAAAUGCUUUUCAGGGCAAUUCAAGUGACCUCAUUUUUGUUCUUUUUGUAUUCCAGAUAAUAUUUCUGUCACUGGAUCUCUGAUGUGUAGCAUUAAUACAUAUUCUUUGAGUGUGAGCCAAAUUUAGAAAAUUAAUUUUUUAUAUUUUAGUGGUAAAAAUCAGUGUAAUAGCUUUUUGUCACCAUGACUUUUUUUUUAAAUAAAAAAAUGACAAGACUAAUGGCAAUAAGAAAUAUACAGAAUUAGAAAAUAUAGGAAACUCAAGUUGCAAAAUUCUGUCAAGUGUUUGAAACUAGAAGUUUAGGCAUUAUUAAAUUGUUCUUUUAAAAUAUUCAUUAGCUAGAGAAAAGAUUUAAAUAAAACUCAGACCUUCCAAUUUCAUAAUAUUAAACAUUCUCUUCUCUUAACCUUAAUUAACAUAAAUAAAAUCAAUACAACUUAAAA
This is a messenger RNA of Pteropus alecto (black flying fox), 5206 nucleotides long. RefSeq names its product TATA element modulatory factor 1 (gene TMF1). The record is from RefSeq and is a predicted model, not a curated record. Bases 226 to 3588 code for a protein of 1120 amino acids. The transcript has 18 exons. Gene Ontology annotation, cellular component: Golgi apparatus; endoplasmic reticulum. NCBI's taxonomy places the organism in Eukaryota, Metazoa, Chordata, Mammalia, Chiroptera, Pteropodidae.